GAGCGCAGCGCCCACCGCUGGGUGGUCAGCAAGCGCGGGUCUGGCGGAGCGCGGUGGCGCGCGGAGACCGCGAGGCGACCGGGGGCGGCUGGGUCCCCGGCGGCGCGGCCCUCGGCCGGGCCGGGAGACGCGCCAGUCGGUGCCCCAGGCCGAGCGCGGCCCGCCUCCCUCUCAGCGAUCAUCCGUCAGGAGUGCGGCCAGCGGGCAUGCCAGAUCCACCAGGGGCGCCGCCGCCGGCGCUCGCAGGCCGCGGGUAAAGAAAGUGCAGCCUCGCUCGGCCCGGAGCGAAGAGGUGGCCCGGAACGAAGAGGUGGCUCGGAGCGAAGAGGUGGCCCAGAGCGAAGAGGUGGCCCGGAGCGAAGAGGUGGCUCGGAGCGAAGAGGUGGCUCGGAGCGAAGAGGUGGUCCAGAGCGAGGAAAUGGCGGCAGCCGGGCUCAUCGUGACCGUCACCCACAGCAAUGAGAAGCAUGAUCUUCAUGUUACCCCGCAGCAGGGCUAUAGUGAGCCAGUUGUCCAAGACCUGGCCCAGGUUGUUGAAGAGGCCACAGGAGUCCCACUGCCUUUUCAGAAACUUAUAUUUAAGGGAAAAUCUCUGAAGGAAAUGGAGAAGCCAUUGUCAGCACUCGGAAUACAGAAUGGUUGCCGAGUCAUGUUAAUUGGGAAAAAGAACAGUCCAGAGGAAGAGGUUGAACUAAAGAAGUUGAAAGAUUUGGAGAAAUCUGUGGAGAAGAUAGCUGAUCAACUGGAAGAGUUGAAUAAAGAGCUUACUGGAAUCCAACAGGGUUUCCUGGCCAAGGAUUUGCAAGCUGAAGCUCUCUGUAAACUCGAUAGGAGGGUAAAAGCCACAAUUGAGCAAUUUAUGAAGAUCUUGGAAGAGAUUGACACACUGAUUCUGCCAGAAAAUUUCAAAGACAGUAGACUGAAAAGGAAGGGUUUGGUGAAAAGGGUUCAGGCAUUCCUAGCUGAGUGUGACACGGUGGAGCAGAACAUCUGCCAGGAGACAGAGCGGCUACAGUCCACGAACUUGGCCCUGGCCGAGUGAGGUGCUCAAUAAAUAUUUGGAGAAUGAAUGAAUGUCGAUCGCACACAUCUACAAUGAAAUUCCGACAGCUGCACUCCGUCAGCACUGGAAUUUACAGCGUCAACAACCAUUGUUUGAUUUGAGGGUGGAGAAGAGAGGCCCUACAGCGCGGACAACUGGGCAUGUGUGCACAGCCCCCCUUUCCCCCCCCCCCAGAUCUGCACAUCCACGGGGUGUCCCUGCCUGUGAACAGGUAGAGAACACUCCUCGCUGCCCACUUUCCUGGGACAUGGCCAGUCCUGCUAUAAGGGGAGCCGAUGGGGCUCUGUGAUCCUGUAAACAUCCUUCAGCCUCACAGGGCUGGAAGAAUUCUCCCACACAUUGUUUAGUCAACGAUUUCUACUUAUCCUUUAAGACUCAGCAUUAAGGUUAUCUUCUCUGAGAUGCCCUUCUUCCUUUGGUAGUCAGAGCUGUUUUAACUGAAAUCACCAGAAACCGAAUUCCAAAGAGAUUGUUGAAAUAGAAAAUUUAUUGGGGUGCCUGGGUGGCUCAGUCAGUGAAGCAUCCAACUCUUGGUUUUGGCUCAG
Molecule: messenger RNA, 1608 nt
Organism: Callorhinus ursinus (northern fur seal)
Lineage: Eukaryota; Metazoa; Chordata; Mammalia; Carnivora; Otariidae
Gene: BAG1
Product: BAG cochaperone 1
Biological process (GO): protein stabilization
Cellular component (GO): nucleus; membrane; cytosol
Molecular function (GO): adenyl-nucleotide exchange factor activity; protein-folding chaperone binding
Source: RefSeq, a predicted model, not a curated record